This is a messenger RNA of Mollisia scopiformis, 1698 nucleotides long. RefSeq names its product multicopper oxidase. Bases 1 to 1698 code for a protein of 565 amino acids. Lineage: Eukaryota; Fungi; Ascomycota; Leotiomycetes; Helotiales; Mollisiaceae. The transcript is spliced from 8 exons. Gene Ontology annotation, biological process: reductive iron assimilation; cellular response to iron ion starvation. Gene Ontology annotation, cellular component: high-affinity iron permease complex. The record is from RefSeq and is a predicted model, not a curated record. Gene Ontology annotation, molecular function: copper ion binding; ferroxidase activity.
AUGAAGUAUUUAUGUGUACUCGCAUGGCUAUCAGCCACACUUGCUGCUACAGUCACUUACAACUGGGACAUCAAUUGGGUAGAGGCAGCGCCUGAUGGGUUUAAAAGACCUGUUAUUGGUAUCAAUGGACAAUGGCCAUGCCCAACCAUUGAAGCAAAUCUAGGCGAUACUAUUAUUGUCCAUGUGUACAAUGGCCUUGUGAAUGAAACAACUGGUAUUCAUUUCCAUGGCCAGACACAGACUGGUACUGGUACCAUGGAUGGUCCUUCUGGAGUCAACCAAUGUUCGAUUCCUCCCGGUGGAACAUUCACGUAUAACUUUACGGCCAAUCCGGCAGGAAGCUUCUGGUACCACAGCCAUAACAAAGGGCAGUAUCCAGACGGUCUUCGGGGUCCAUUGAUCAUUCAUGACCCGAAAGACGUAUAUGCAGGGUCAUAUGAUGAAGAGUUGACUCUUACUCUUUCCGAUUGGUAUUACAAGCAGAUGCCAGUGAUGCUGCCGCUGUAUCUCAACCCAGAUAACUCCGCAGGUGUUGAACCAGCACCAAACUCAACCCUUGUGAAUGAUUCGCAAAAUAUAACUUUCGCCAUCACACCUGGAAAGACUUACAGGCUCCGGGUUAUCAGCGUUGGGAACUUUGUGGGACAGAUCUUCGAGGUAGAAGACCACGAGAUGACCAUCAUUGCCGUGGAUUCUGUUCCAGUCCAUCAAGCAUCUACAAGCAGCAUUUAUGUCUCGGUUGGUCAGCGAUUCGAUGUGCUCUUCACGGCCAAACCAACAGCAACCAAAAACUACUUCUUCAUAUCAAGUAUCGAUCAAUCAAUGAUCGGCGGGGACUUCGAAAUAACUUAUCCUAAUGCGUAUGGGUAUCUUGUUUAUAAUCCCAAACCUCCUUUGCCUGCGGUAUAUCAACCUACCUUCUCAUGGAUCGAUGACUUUACCCUCGUUCCAUACGAUAACGAACCGAUCUUGGGCACGGUGGACCAUCAAAUAGUCAUCAACAUGAAUUUUACGAAUGAUGCUUAUGAUAUCAACAGGGCUGUCAUCAAUGGUCAAACCUACGUUACCCAAAUAGUUCCAAGCUUAUACACGGUCUUAUCGGCUCCAGCAGUAGAUGUCAUGAAUCCCCUUAUUUAUGGAAAUGGUUCAAAUCCAUUCGUUGUUCAAUAUGACCAAGUUGUCGAAAUAGUCAUAAAUAAUUAUGACACAGGAAGUCAUCCGUGGUAUAUGCACGGUCACCAAUUCCAAGUGGUCUAUCGUGGUGCAAUGGACACUCCGUUCUGGGAUGGAACUCAACCAGUAUCAGCUAUCCCAGUUCGUCGAGAUGUGGUUAUGGUGAACACGAUGGCAUCCGCUGUGUGGCGCUUCAAAGCCAACAACCCAGGAGUAUUCCUGAUUCAUUGUCACAUUGAAUGGCACGUUGAAGCUGGUCUUCAAGCAACUCUAUUUGAAGCUCCAGAUCAUCUCCAGGGUGCCUUGACUAUUCCCGCGGAUCAUCUGAAGGUUUGUAAGACGGACAAUACACCGACUGUUGGCAACGCAGCAGGUAACUCGAAGAACUGGUUGGAUCUUGCUGGCGCCCCAGUAGUUGCUCCGAGAUAUGAUUAUGGUUCAUUGGUCACUCCGCCGGCAACUGCAAAGAUGCUUAGAUCAAGAGCUGAUAUGCGUGCGCGACAAGAGAUGUCUUCGUGGCCAUGA